GAAGUGCAUUUUCAGGAAAUGGUCGUUGUCGUUUUCUGUUCGUUUGUUGAAGUGUUAAACUCUAAAUACAGGGGGUUGAAUGCAGAAGCUGACGGGACAAAAAUGCAUUAAGCCAAACACGCUAACUUAGCGUGUUCGCCACUGAUGUUGGAUUCCGAAAACAACAUCCCGCUGUUUCGUCUUUGAACUGAGUGAGUUGUGUCCUCGUGAGUGUUAGCAUUUAAAGCUAGCUCAAAGCUAAUCAGACGGCGAGCGUUCACAGCAUUUUCCCCGAUAAAAAACAUUUCAGUAGACCGUACUCAAGUGGAGUUUUACGCAGCUGGACUUUUACAUCAGUGAGUACAGCAAAUAAUGGGCUCUUCAAAGAAACACAAGGAAAAGAGUCGCGACAAGGACGCAGAAGAGCGCCGUCGAGAACAUAAGAAGCAUAGGCACAAGGAACGAGAGCGGGACAGAGACGGCUCAGAUCGAGAUGGAACUCGGGAUAAACGAAAGCGCUCCAGAUCCAGAGAAAAGGGCGGACGAGAUAAUCGAGGCAAAGGCGAGAGAAGCAGCGGGGAGCCUCGCGUCAAGAGGGAGAGAGUGGAUGUUGGGUAUGAGGAAAGCAGCGCCGCGGUGCACCCCCAGAGUGCGAGCGGAGACGCGUCUCUCAGCAUCGAGGAAACAAACAAACUCCGAGCCAAGCUGGGCCUGAAGCCUCUGGACCUAAAUGAGAACAAGAAAGAGCUUGGCACCAAAGAGGAGCCUGUGGUGGCAGAAACCAUCAACCCCGUUGUCAUUCAGCAACAAAAAGAGAUGAGAGAGAAGCUCGCAGCCAUGAAAGAAAAACGCUUGCUCAAUCAGAAGCUGGGGAAGGUCAAAACUCUCGGCGAGGAUGACUGGUUGGACAGCACGACUGCUUGGAUUGCGAGGAGCAGAAAACUGGAAAAAGAAAAAGAGAUGGCAGAGAAAAGAGCCAAGCUCCUCCAAGAGAUGGAUGAAGAGUUUGGCGUCAGCAGCCUGGUAGAGGAGGAGUUUGCUCAGAGUAAACUGGAAUCUUAUUCUUCCCGAGAUCUGAAAGGCCUCAAAGUGCAGCACCAAGUCGAGUCCUUCAAGGAGGGCCGUACUACUAUCCUGACUCUCCAAGACAAAGGUGUGCUUGAAGAGGAGGAAGAUGUGCUCGUAAACGUGGAAAUAGUGGACAAGGAGAAAGCUGAUAAAAACGUGGAGUUAAAGAAGAAAAAGCCUGACUACAAGCCCUACGAAGAAGAGGAGAGCGUGGAUGACAUGGUUACGUUUAAAUCCCGCUCGGUGCUGUCGAAGUACGAUGAAGAAAUCGAAGGUGAAAAGAAAAAGAGCUUCAGAUUGAGCACGUGGGGCUUUGCCGAUGGAGAGCGAGAACGAGAGCUCCAGGCCAUGAAAGAAACACUGCGAAACCAGGCCCAGUCUUUGGAAAUGCCUGCUCUGACUAUUGCUUCAGAGUAUUACAGCCCUCAGGAAAUGGUCGGCUUUAAAAAGACAAAACGUCGCGUGAAGAAGAUCAGGAAGAAGGAGAAGAUGCCAACAGUUGCAGAGGAGCUCCUUGAUGACACCCGCAGCUCUGAUUUUGGCUCCAGAACACGCGGCCGCGGCCGCAAACAGGCGAWUGAUGCUGAUGAUAACAACGACGGAGAGACGGUGGGCGAGUACGACAGAUGGCCACAUGAAAUCCCUCAAAUGUCCGAUGACGUGAGGACGGCAGAGAUGGAUAUAAGCGAUGAAGAUGAUUUUGAACCUCCGGAGUCAGCUGUGAUCGAGGAGGAUGAGGCAGAGCAGGAGCUGCAGAAACAGCUGGAGAAACAGAGGAAGCUGAGACAAAAGAAGCUUCUCAAAGACUCUGGGGAGAAGGUGGCAGAACAGAUCAGGGGCUUUGUCAAAGGUGAGGACGAAAACGAUCCUGAAAAGAGAAGCAACAUCGUCUUCAAUGCCACCUCAGAGUUUUGCAGAACUCUGGGUGAUAUUCCAACUUAUGGACUGUCUGGCAACAGGGAGGACCAAGAGGAUAUCAUGGACUUUGAUCAGGAAGAAGAGAAAGAUGAUGCUGGAGAUUUAGACUCCGAAACAGAUGAGAAUGUUGGAUGGAGCACAGUUAAUCUGGAUGAGGAGCAGCAACAGGCCGAUUUGUCCACCGCCUCUGCCACAAUUUUGGACGAGGAGCCCAUUGUCAACUCCGGCCUUGCAGCUGCGUUGCUACUUUGCAAAAAUAAAGGUCUCCUGGACACUCAAAUGCAAAAAGUAGCUCGUGUUAAAGCCACAAAAGGCUCUCUGCCUAAUGACAACUACUGCAUCGAGGACAAGAUGGGCUUUGAYGACAAGUACAGCCGCCGGGAGGAAUACAGAGGUUUCACCCAGGAGUUCAAGGAAAAGGACAGCUACAAGCCUGAUGUCAAGAUCGAGUACGUAGAUGAAUCUGGGCGGAAACUCACCCCAAAAGAGGCUUUCAGGCAGCUGUCUCACCGCUUCCAUGGAAAAGGCUCUGGAAAGAUGAAGACCGAAAAGAGGAUGAAAAAGCUGGAGGAAGAGGCGCUGCUGAAGAAGAUGAGCAGCAGUGAUACUCCUCUUGGGACGGUGGCUUUGCUCCAAGAAAAACAGAAAUCUCAGAAAACACCGUACAUUGUGCUCAGUGGGAGUGGGAAGAGUAUGAAUGCAAACACCAUCACUAAAURAAUAAAUACUGAGGGCAAAUAUUCUGUGUGUAGUGCAAAGACAAACAUGCGUAUAGUCAUAGAAAUAUUGCUACAGUUUCUUUUCUUUUUUUGUUGAUUUAAUUAGCAAUAUAACGAUGUAAGAAUUGGUCAAUAAAAAUUGUGCAUGUAUAAAAUCAGUUAUCCUGUAAAUUUGUUAACAGUAAUUACAAAAGCAAUUUUUUUUUGAAGAGCUUUACAUGUUGCAUUCAGUGGUUUGAAUUUUACCUUGAAAAGUUAAAACUUCAUAUUAGAAAAUGGGUUACUGAUCUAAAUGUUCAUUGCAUACAUAAUUACAACUUUAGGAUCUAAGUAAAAUUGAGCAAAACAUUGAAGAUUAAUGGCAGCCUGUUUUUCAAAAUUUAGAACUGGAAUAAAGAUAAUGGGAUUUUUUUUUAAUGCUGAUUAGAUUCUGUUUUAUAUCAGUUUUGCUGAAUACAACUGUUAACUGUUAUCUGCACAAGGUUGAAAGCAUUUUAUGUCAGCCUUGAGAUACACAAGCGUUUAGGAAAUGCAACAAAAUUAGUUGAAAUGACAUGUCAUUUUUAAUUGUUGAAAAGUUAUUUAUCUGUCCUUCCAUUCUGAAUAAAAUCAUUUUACCUGUGA
Austrofundulus limnaeus is the source of this 3308-nucleotide messenger RNA. RefSeq names its product spliceosome associated factor 1, recruiter of U4/U6.U5 tri-snRNP (gene sart1). The record is from RefSeq and is a predicted model, not a curated record. NCBI's taxonomy places the organism in Eukaryota, Metazoa, Chordata, Actinopteri, Cyprinodontiformes, Rivulidae. Bases 352 to 2781 code for a protein of 809 amino acids. Gene Ontology annotation, biological process: mRNA cis splicing, via spliceosome; maturation of 5S rRNA. Gene Ontology annotation, cellular component: U4/U6 x U5 tri-snRNP complex. The transcript has a single exon.